GUUCUCCAUCUUGGGCUCUGUCCUUCGGAGACUUGGCUUGGGUGAUCUUGCACGGGUACCGGAGACGGAGGAAAGUCGCAGGACGCUCCGAGACCGGCCAUGGGAUUGGUAUCAUUUGAAGAUGUAGCUGUGAACUUCACCAGGCAGGAGUGGCAAGAGCUGGAUGCUGCCCAGAGGGCUCUCUACAGGGACGUGAUGCUGGAGACCUACAGCAGCCUGCUGUUCCUGAAUGUCAAUAAAGUAAGUGCCCUGAUUGACACCAGCAAGGCAAAUCCUGAGAUACAUUUGGGACAGCUUGCAAUAACUGACCAAGACAUGAUUAAAGGGAAACUAAAGACCAAACAGGAAGUCUACAAAGGGACAAAAUCCUGUCGUGGUAGAGCACCUGUAAAAACACGUCACCAAAAAUUAAAGAAAAGCAAGACUCAUACAUCACACCGAGGUGGGAAACUCUACAAAUGUAAGGACUGUGGGAAAUCUUUUUGUAAUAACUCAACCCUUAUUAAGCAUCACAGAAGAACUCAUAAUGCAGAGAAGCGCUUUGAAUGCACUGUAUGUAGUAAAACGUACCACUGGAAGUCAGACCUCACUGCUCACGAGAAAACUCACAACAAACAGGAGAGGACAUAUGAGUGUAAAGAAUGUGGGAAAGCUUUCUUCCGUAAGUCCCAUCUCAAUGUUCAUGAAAAAACCCACACAGGUGAGAAGCCGCAUAAAUGUAUGGAAUGCAUGAAAGCUUUCUAUUACAAGUCAGACCUGACUCGACAUAGAAAAACUCACUUGGGUGAGAAGCCCUUUAAAUGUAAAGAGUGCAUGAAGGCUUUUUCUCGCAAGUCAAAGCUCGCCAUACAUCAGCAAACUCAUACAGGUGAGAAGCCUUAUGAAUGUACAGAAUGCAGGAAAACUUUCUCCCAUAAGUCACAGCUCACUGCACAUAGGAUAGCUCAUUCAUCCGAGAAUUUUUAUGAAUGUAAAGAAUGCAAUAAGUCUUUCCACUGGAAGUGUCAGCUCACAGCACAUCAGAAGAGGCAUGCAGGACGAAGCUUCCUGAGUGGAGAACAGAGAACACUGCCUGGAGAAGAGCAGGGCACUGUUCACAGACUCCUUGCAUGACUUAUCUGUCCUCAGAGGCUCCACAGAGAUGGUGUCAGGGAGCUCGGUGGUUAAGAGCUCUGGCUGUAGGUUUCUCCGUGUAGCCUGGCUGUCUUGGAACUUGCUCUGUAAACCAGGCUGACCUCUAACUCAGAGAUCCUCCUGCCUCUGCCUCCCAGGCUCUUGCUUUAUAAUUGUGAUGAUCCUAGCACCUGUUUGACAAGUCAGCAACCCUACAAACACCUGUCAGCCCAGCUCUGACGAUGGCAGAGACGGGGAUCACUUGAACUUGCUGAUUCCUAGUCUAGCUGGGCCAUGAGCCCCGGGUUCAGGAGGGGGCCCCUUAUGAGAGGAAUAGGUGGGGAGUGAUGGAAGUGGUCACUCAGUGCACACUGCUGGUUUCUCUGUGUGAGUUUGGGUAUACAUCUAAACACACGUGUAAACAAAGAGUGGUGGAAAGGUGUUUGUCACCAAGUCCGAUGACCUAAUGAAAGACCCCUGUCCAGCUUGCUAAGCAGCUUAGCACCAGA
This is a messenger RNA of Microtus ochrogaster (prairie vole), 1622 nucleotides long. Its product is annotated as zinc finger protein 809-like. The record is from RefSeq and is a predicted model, not a curated record. Gene Ontology annotation, biological process: regulation of transcription by RNA polymerase II. Lineage: Eukaryota; Metazoa; Chordata; Mammalia; Rodentia; Cricetidae. Gene Ontology annotation, molecular function: RNA polymerase II cis-regulatory region sequence-specific DNA binding; DNA-binding transcription factor activity.